Messenger RNA from Medicago truncatula (barrel medic), 1565 nucleotides. RefSeq names its product pre-rRNA-processing protein ESF1. The record is from RefSeq and is a predicted model, not a curated record. Bases 54 to 1526 code for a protein of 490 amino acids. Gene Ontology annotation, biological process: rRNA processing. Gene Ontology annotation, cellular component: nucleus. Gene Ontology annotation, molecular function: RNA binding. NCBI's taxonomy places the organism in Eukaryota, Viridiplantae, Streptophyta, Magnoliopsida, Fabales, Fabaceae. The transcript is spliced from 6 exons.
AAGACGAGGUAUCGGUGAUUGAUAAAGAUACUUAUAGGCUUGCUGUUGUCAACAUGGACUGGAACUAUGUGAAGGCUGUUGACUUGUAUGUAGUAUUCAAUUCAUUUGUCCCACCUAAUGGAAUGAUCAAAUCUGUAGCUAUCUAUCCAACUGAGUUUGGCCUUCAACGUUUGAAAGAGGAGAAUAUUCAUGGACCUGUUCUAUUUCACAAUGAAAAUGAUAUAAGUGAUGAAGAUAUCAAUGAGAAUAUGCGUGCCUAUCAGAAGAGCAUGAUGCGGUUCUAUCAUGCUGUGGUGGAAUGUGACUCAAGUACCACAGCAGCUCACAUUUACAAAGAAUGUAAUGGUCUUGACUUUUUAUCCACUCCACUUGAUUUAAGGUUUAUUCCUGACUUUUGGGAGUUCAAACAGGAGUCUGAGGAUGUCGUGACUGAGGUACCUGCAAACUACGUAGUCAAAGAUUUCGGUCCUCGAGCACUUCAGCACAGUAAAGUUGAUUUUACUUGGGAUGAUGAUGACCCCCUUCGCAAAAGGACCUUGAGACGGAAAUUUACUGAUGAGCAGCUUGCUCAGUUAGAAUGGAAAGAUUACUUGGCUUCGGAUGCGAGUGAAAGUGAUGAUAACACCGAGGCUGAUGAUCAACUUGAUGAAAAGGCUAGAAAACAAUCUAUAUAUCUUAAUUUGGUCUAUUCGGGCAAUGGUUCAGAUGAAGAUGCUGAACAUGACAUUGGCCAAGAGAUGGAGGUGACCUUCCAUUCAGGAUUGGAAAGUCUAAAUAAAAAAUUAAUGGAAAAGAAGGAUAAGGAAACAGUUUGGGAAGCAUCUCGAAGGAAAAGGCAUGAGAAAAAGAAGGCCAAGAAGAACAAAUCGAAGUAUUCAUCAGAUGAUGAUAGUGAUCAACAAGUUAUUGAAGCAGCAAAUGAGUUCAUUGAGGAACCUAGUGUUAAGAAGAGGAAGAAGACAGAAAAGAGUAAAACUGACAAUCAUAUGGAUAUAGUUGCUGUUGACAAAGCAAGCAAAGAAGAGCUUGAGUUAUUGCUUGCUGAUGACAAGGCGACAGAAACUGGUCUCAAAGGAUAUAGUCUAAAAUUUAAAAAAAGGAAGGACAAAAUGGGAAAGGAGAAUGUUAUUAUUGAUGAGGGUAAAGUUCCAAACAGUACAUAUAGUGAUGAUCCACGUUUUGCACAUUUUUUCUCUUCUCCUGACUAUGCUAUUGAUCCCACCGAUCCACAAUUUAAAAGGAGUGCUUCAUAUGCCAGGCAGCAGCUAGCACGCAAGCAGAAGGGUCAAAUGGAAUUAUCAGUUCCCAAAGUAAUGCAAAUGCCUUCUGAAAAUGCUGGAAAUGGCAUGAUGGAGAAGGAUGAGAAAGAAGGAUUGCUUGUUUUUAAAUCAACAAAAAAAGAUGAAGACGAGCUCUCGUUUCUUGUUAAAUCCGUCAAGAUGAAAUCAAAGCAUAUCCUUAAUAGUAAGACAAGGAAAGAUGGAAAGUCACAAUUUGAUGGUGUGGAGAAAAAGAGGCAGCACUAGUUCUCUCAUUUCUUGUUUAUCAUAUAUUUAUGGAUCUUG